AUGAUAGACAAUAAUGAGAUCAGAAGACCCACCUCCCGAGCGAUCCACGAGUGCGUCAAGUGCGGAGCCUGUUUCUGCCACACGAGAAAGCUCGUCGAGCACCUAAAGAACUUGCACGGCAUCGACAAAGCGUUCAGCUGCGACGAAUGCGGUAAAACGUUCAGGAGUCCGAUGAACAUAGCGCGUCACAAGCUGAUCCACACGGGCUCGAAACGGUUCGCUUGUGACUUAUGCGACUACAGAUCCAACCAGAAAUCGAAUCUCGAGAGCCAUCGCAAGCGACACACGAAGGAGUACGCUUUCGAGUGCGAGGAAUGUCAAAAAGGCUUCUUCGUGAAGACGGAAUACUUGGAGCACAUGAACGUUCACACCAGAAAACAAUUGUACCCGUGCGAACACUGUGGCAAGUCUUACCCCUACAAGAAGAACCUGCUGGCUCACGUGAGGAGCCACCACACGAACGUUUCGACCGGCGAAUCGGCGAACAAUGCCAACUGGAGGCACAUUUGCAAGGUUUGCUUGGAAGGCUUCGCUCAAAAGCUGCUGCUCGUCCGGCACUUGAAGAUACAGCACGGGCUGUGCGAGAGGAGGAAUUUCCUGUGCGACCUUUGCGGCACGGUGCUGUCUUCGAAUCGCAGGCUAAUGACGCACAGGCGCAGCCACGCGAACGAGAAGGUCGCCAUGUGCAACUUGUGCGGCAAGGAAUUCGCUAGCAAAGAGAAUCUUAGUAUUCAUCAGCGUAUACACACUGGCGUCAAGCCAUACGUGUGCACGCAAUGCGGAAGGGGGUUCACGCAGAGGACGUCCUUGAUGCUGCAUCUCAGGUACCAUUCCGGAGAACGGACGUACCAGUGCACCGAUUGCGGGAAGGGCUUCGUUUCUCGCAGCUUCCUGAAGAAGCAUCGAAAGGUCCACGAGAAAUCGCAGCCCGAGACUUAG
This is a messenger RNA of Nomia melanderi (Alkali bee), 939 nucleotides long. RefSeq lists its product as uncharacterized. Lineage: Eukaryota; Metazoa; Arthropoda; Insecta; Hymenoptera; Halictidae. Gene Ontology annotation, biological process: regulation of DNA-templated transcription. Gene Ontology annotation, molecular function: RNA polymerase II cis-regulatory region sequence-specific DNA binding; DNA-binding transcription factor activity, RNA polymerase II-specific. The record is from RefSeq and is a predicted model, not a curated record.